GGCCUAAUCAUUGAAUCCGUUUCGAUCGAAAUAUGGUUCGAUAUGAUCGAAAAAAUUUGCGUUGAAAUCAUUGAAACCGUAUCGAAAAUAAAAUUUUCGAUCGAAGUGAACUCACUUACCGACUUGAUAAAAUGCUUUCCGCGGCACAUAGAUGUCGCUAAUUUCGAAAUCAUUGAUACCGCAAUAUCGAAAAUUUGUGUCGAAAUCAAUCCGUUGGUGAGCGCGUUGCGGAAUUAUUACAAAAAUGGAUAAUUUGUAAGUAUUUUUAAAAACAAUUGCUAAUGACGCAAUCAUUUAUAUUUUAAAUUGAUAUUUUAGAGAUAAGAGACAAAAACACACCAACAAAAAACAAUUUGAAGUGUUAGUAAGUGAAAUGAAGCUGCACCCCGACAUAGCGAAAGGAUUUUCGCAAAGAGCACCAGGCGAAUUGAAUCAUUUUUGGGAAGAAAUUUCAAACAAAUUAAACGCAGUAGGUCCCCCAAUCAAGGACAGAACUGGAUGGAAGAAGGUUUGGACAGAUUUCAAGUUUGCGACGAAGAAAAAAAAGGUCAAAAAUGCAAAGCAAAUUUCAGGAACAGGAGGUGGGCCCUUCAGCCAAAUUUCUUUAAGUGCACUGGAAGAGGAAGUGAGUGUUAUUCUAUCACUCAAUGCAUCAGUGGAGGGAUUAAAGGGCAUUACAAGUUUUGGAUGCUCAAAAGAAAAUAUUCCGGAAGAAAUACCAACAACAAGUACUCCCCGCAAAAGACCGGUUGAGUCAAUUUAUUCCCAGCCUGACAUUGACUUGAUUGAAACGUCAUAUAUGACUCCUGGCCAGACCAUAGAAUCUAAUGCAGAUGCUGAUGUGUUCUGUACCCCACAUAAAAAGAGUAAAAUAAACAAAAUGGGUCUUCUUACAGAACAAAUAAAUAUUCAAAAAAAGAUGGAGGAAAAUGUAUCUAAAUUGUUAGCCACGCUCAUUAAACUUCAAAAAGACUAUAUCCAAGAACAGUCCGACACAAACAGGUGGCUUAGGAAACUAAGUGAAAAUGAGAAGGAUAAAUUGAAAGAAAUGAAGCGACAUAAUGCUGUCAUGGAAAAAAUAGCCUUUGAUAAAUUGGAAACCAAAAAAAAAAUUCUAGAACUGGAACUUGAACAUUUAAAUAAUCCAUAA
Bactrocera dorsalis (oriental fruit fly) is the source of this 1150-nucleotide messenger RNA. RefSeq lists its product as uncharacterized. Bases 374 to 1150 code for a protein of 258 amino acids. NCBI's taxonomy places the organism in Eukaryota, Metazoa, Arthropoda, Insecta, Diptera, Tephritidae. The record is from RefSeq and is a predicted model, not a curated record. Gene Ontology annotation, cellular component: nucleus. The transcript has 2 exons.